This is a messenger RNA of Talaromyces stipitatus ATCC 10500, 1543 nucleotides long. RefSeq names its product FAD binding domain protein. The transcript is spliced from 5 exons. Gene Ontology annotation, molecular function: FAD binding. The coding region runs from base 177 to 1388 and encodes 403 amino acids. NCBI's taxonomy places the organism in Eukaryota, Fungi, Ascomycota, Eurotiomycetes, Eurotiales, Trichocomaceae. The record is from RefSeq and is a predicted model, not a curated record.
CCGGGAAGACAGAGAGACGAUGUACUCCGAGACCUAACCCUAGAGGCUUUGAAAAUUCUCCAACACAACCAUUUGCAAUACAAAGACAUUCGUAUCUCCUGCUUCAGUAAUUAAAGAAGAUAAGACCACGGAAAAUCCAGCCUGCCCAGCUCUAAUCCCAAACCAAAGAAAACCACAUGGCUACUGAAACCUCAUCCCCCAUACUCAUCGUCGGUGCUGGGAUCAGCGGCCUAUCGUUGGCCCAGUACCUACGAAAGUCUGGUAUCCCUUUUCGGAUCUUCGAUCGAGAUGCCUCUAUUGUGUCUCGCACAGGUGGCUGGGGUCUCACAUUUCACUGGGGUCUACCAGCGCUCAAGGAACUAUUGCCUGACGAACUGUAUGAGCGGCUCAGAGAGUGCAAUGUGAAUCCCAACGCGCAGGAUGCAGGAAAAUAUCGGUUCCUGGAUCUCAAAACUGGCGAAUCCCUGCAUGCUGCUACAUUUCCGAAAACCGGUCGCUUACGUGUUAUUCGGUCCAAGCUCCGGACUCUGUUGGCUACUGGUAUUGAUAUUGAGUGGUCAAAAAAAUGCGUGGAUAUUUCCGAUAACCAAGACGGUGUUAGUAUCUCUUUUGAAGACGGCACGACUGCAAAUGGCUGGCUGUUAGUGGCGAGCGAUGGCGCCAACUCUCGUAUUCGCCAAUGUCUACAUCCGUCGGCUUUUGAAAACAAUCCUGUGCCAGUACGUCUUCUUGGUGUAACGGUUUCCUAUACACCUGAGGAAGUGGCCUCCGCUCUGGCCAUCGACCCAUAUUUCUUUCAGGGCACGCAUUCAGAUUCCAAUAUCUACCUCUUCUUUAGCUUUUUGAACUCUCCAUACAACACAGGGAAUGAUACCGGCAAUUAUAUUUGCCAGGUCAUUAUUUCAUGGGCCGAGAGUAAAAGCAUCACUACCCCGGAAAGCAAUCAGGAGCGUAUUGCCUUAAUAAAGAGGAUUACAUCCGACUGGGAGCCGCAUCUACGAAGCCUUAUAGAAAUCAUCCCAGACGAUGCAGAAGCAACAACAAUCCAUCUUGCCGAUUGGUUUCCAACCACGAACCGCGAGCAUGAACGUGUCAUCCUCAUGGGCGAUGCGGCUCAUACUAUGACCAUGUUUCGUGGCGAAGGUGGAAAUAACGCCACUACUGAUGCAUAUGAUUUCGUCAAGAGGAUCGGUCCCUUGAUAGAAGAGAAAAAUCAGCAUCGGGAAGUACCAUGGGAAAAGUUCAAGCAGGCUCUAGAUGAAUACGAUCGAGAUGUGUUGACGCGAGGCCGACUCUGUGUGAUAAAUGCUCGACAAGCCUGCCUCGAUGCCCAUGACUUCUCGUUAGUGACCGAGGACAGUCCGUUGGUUUCACGCAGAGGUAAAUAGAGAUUUGAUGUUAGAGUGACCCCGAGACCCAUUAGGUCCAUAGAAAACAGCGAUAAUUUGGCUCUGCAGUACUGAAUCGCUGUUGAAUCCUAGAUCUCAUUAUAAAUUAGAAUACUACUGAAUCGUGGUCAUGCAAUACAACUCUGGUGCAUCCU